This is a messenger RNA of Symbiodinium sp. CCMP2456, 549 nucleotides long. NCBI's taxonomy places the organism in Eukaryota, Dinophyceae, Suessiales, Symbiodiniaceae. The record is from the annotation of a GenBank genome assembly.
AUGCGGAGUGCAAGGACCAACUGGGUGUGUACGGAGCUUGGUCGGGGAGCACUAGACACUAGACAGGUUGCUGUUGCCACAAGGUCUCCUGAGUGGAUUUUGAACAAGGCCAAGAAUCACAUCGGCUAUGGCUUCGACGGACGUGUAAAUCCUGGAGAGGUGCAGGUUUCCGCUGUGUCCGGCGAUACUCCCGAUUGGUUCGUCGGGCCCAGGACCUUCGAAGGCCCCUUCCACUGCAAAUCCGUUCCGGUCCGGCGAUGCCCAGACGUCCACUUCAGACCAGAUGGCAAGAUGCUCUACACCGUGAAGACCUACCAUCAGGGUGGCUUCCUCGACACCAGCGAGGUGCACCAAGUGAUCGGCACCAAAGGCCGACCUUGGGCCGAACCCACCCGGAUCAUUCUUCCCGGCUCCUGCCCACCGCCAUCGAUGUUCAAGCAUAAGGAGCAGGCGAGAGCUAAUCCCCCGUGGCUGGAGAAGGCGACAGCAAACCGUGCCAAGAUUAGUCAUUUGAUUCAUGGAGGGUGUACGGUGCUCAACAGCACCUAA